UUCACCUUUGAAUUCACCAUCUGAGGUAUGGUUUGAUAAAAGACAUGUGAAGUACUCUGUUCUGUCCGGAACUUCGAUGGCUUGUCCACACGUUGCAGGCGUGGCUGCGUACAUCAAGACUUUUCAUUCUGAAUGGUCUCCUUCCAUGAUCCAAUCUGCCAUCAUGACAACUGCUUGGCGGAUGAAUGCUACCGGAACCGGGGUUGCAUCAACCGAGUUUUCUUAUGGAGCAGGACAUGUUGACCCAAUAGCCGCUCUUAAUCCCGGACUCGUCUAUGAAUUAGACAAAGCAGACCACAUCGCCUUUCUUUGCGGUUUGAACUACUCUUCAAAAACCCUUCAGCUCAUCGCCGGUGAAGCCAUCACUUGCACUGGAAAGAGCUUACCAAGAAACCUCAACUAUCCUUCAAUGUCGGCUAAACUUUCGGAAUCUAAUAGCUCCUUCACUGUGACAUUCAACAGAACCGUGACCAACCUCGGUACCCCAAACUCAACAUACAAAUCAAAGAUUGUCAUAAAUCACGGAUCUAAACUCAAAGUCAAGGUCUCCCCAAGUGUUCUAUCUAUGAAGUCCGUGAAGGAGAAGCAGUCUUUCAUAGUGACUGUUUCAGGCAGCAAUCUCAACACAAAUCUGCCUUCAUCUGCAAAUCUAAUAUGGUCUGAUGGAAAACAUAACGUGAGAAGCCCCAUUGUUGUUUAUACUUAUAGUGGUUAAUGACUGAUAAAGCAUUAUCACUUCACCAUAAUUAUCAAUCAUCAUAUAAUAAAAAUCAAUAUUGUUGUUGUUGUUCAAGAAUAGUGUUUCAAUCUUAUUUCACAGUUUCAGAGAGCUCUGCAUCUAUUUGAAUUUAAAACUCAUUCAUAUAUCCUAAACACACAAAAUUCAAUUCAAGCAUUCUCAUUAUAACAAUCAAGAAUCCUGUUAGAUUUAAAUUCUAGGUUAAAAUUUUGAUAGAGCUAGCAGAAAACUAGCUCAGCGAAUUGAAACAAUAAAAAUCAAAGAAAAAUUGCAAAGCUAGGGAUGAUGCUACCCGGAGAAUUUGGCCGAGAAGAAGCUUUCUCAUGAAGAGGAAGACGGCGACAAUGGAGAUCUUGUACCGAUCGAUGGAGAGACGCGUGGAUGCGGGUCCAUGGUAAGAUUCCAACACCGUCCGCACCAGAUGUUUUACUCCCGCUUCUCUAAUUAUA
This is a messenger RNA of Arabidopsis lyrata subsp. lyrata, 1188 nucleotides long. Its product is annotated as subtilisin-like protease SBT4.9. Gene Ontology annotation, biological process: proteolysis. The transcript has 2 exons. Lineage: Eukaryota; Viridiplantae; Streptophyta; Magnoliopsida; Brassicales; Brassicaceae. The coding region runs from base 77 to 715 and encodes 212 amino acids. Gene Ontology annotation, molecular function: serine-type endopeptidase activity. The record is from RefSeq and is a predicted model, not a curated record.